AUGAGAAGGACCACCACUACUACUACUGCGAAUCCAAAAGCGAAAGCGAAAGCAGCGCCUCCAGUCCAGACCUCCGCUUCGGCACCCGGCAACAUGCCGCCUCGCCGACCGGUAGUAUCAACCAAGGCAGUGGGAGCGAAGCGCAAGUCAGCAACGCAAGAAGUUGGCGACCGCUCCCAGCAUGAAGCAGAAGCAGAAGAAGAAAGAGACGAACCCGGGCCCAUCAAAAUGCCCAUGCUAAAACCGCGGGUGCGCAACAUCCCGCAGGAGGUUGUCGAAGCGAAAUGGGGCGUCCUAACCGAUAAGGGGCGUGAUGAGGUCAUGGAGGUUGUCAGGGCUGCGGAAAGACCGGUCCUCAUGACGUUCCGGAGGGAGAAUAGGAGGGUGGAAGCGCAGGAGGUGCUACAUAGGCUUGUUCGGAAGAUUGGGAAUUCGCUAACAAAGGUGCCUGUUCCGCCACUGGGAAAAGAUGCAUAUUUCAAUUAUGAAAAUUUGUUGGAUAAGAACCGUGCACUGGAAGCCAUCCUGGAGCCGGAUCUCCGCCAAAUCGCUGGGCUCGAGGCUGAGAUUGAGAAGGAGCAGAAGCUGCUGGAAAAAGAAGAAGAUUACCUUCAAGAAUUGAAAAAGAACGCAAUUGCGCAGGAAAACAUAAGGCGCCAAAAAUCUCGAAAUAUGCAUCCAAUUCUGCGCAAUGUCCCAUCGAAGCAAGAUCCAAUUGACAUUGUAGAAAAAAUAAAUCUCACCUCUAAAUUGAGUGCAUCUUUAUAUGAUGUCGAUUCCGACCGGCAAUUGCAUCCCUUAACGACCCAAUUGCAGCAGCAUCUCACAAGUAUGCAGGGAAAUAGCGGAGCGUUAGGAGAAGUCGCAGAAUGGAUUCAGAAGAGUAAAGCGGCAAUUGACGAAGUUCUCUUCAGGAAGGCAGGUGAUCAGGUCUAUGAUAGCGUUAUGGGACUCUAGACGAGAAUUUUCCGGGACUGCAGCUACGGAGAAACACGGAAUGUACUGUACUGUAUAGUUAUCUACACUUGAGUAAUUUUGUCACUUGGGCCUGUAUGGCCGGGGAAGGGAGGUGGGUGUGAAGGCGAAGAGGUAGUUAGCCUUUCCUUUCCCCAUAAAACGACCGAAUCGAAACCGGUGAUUGUGAAAAACCACAAUCUGAUAUUGCGACUCAGGCAGUGGCUGGUUG
Molecule: messenger RNA, 1186 nt
Organism: Tuber melanosporum (Perigord truffle)
Lineage: Eukaryota; Fungi; Ascomycota; Pezizomycetes; Pezizales; Tuberaceae
Exons: 5
Coding region: 1-957 (318 amino acids)
Source: RefSeq, a predicted model, not a curated record